ACUACAUGUAGCUGCUAUAAACCUCUCUCUCGUUGCGUUCGACCUCUAUAGACAUGAACACGGACAAUGAUAAACCGUUAAAGCCCAAGAAUUUCUGCUCCAGAAAGAAACUGUUUGUGUUUUGCAUUGUUACCUUGAUAACUCUGUUUGCCUCAACAAGUCUAUUUCUUAGCCAUCCUAGGACCCACACUGGCAAGAAUGAAGCUUUGCCACACCAUUAUAUUGGAUUCAAAGACCUCACUCCAUAUCCGACAGACAGUUCACUGACCCCCUGCGAAGACAAAGAUCGGAAUAAACGCACAUACGAUUUACUAGGUAAUGAUACACUUAUUGUUAUCCAUAUUCAAAAAACGGGUGGAUCCGAUUUCCUUCGACAUGUUGUAACAGUUAGGAAAAACGGCACGAUUUUGUGUGACCUUCCUGAAUACAUUUUGCUUCGAGUCCAGAAAAGAUUAAGUCUACCGAAAGGAAAGCAGAGAAUUUUUUGUCCGAAACGAAAAUCAGAUGCAAAUACUACACAAUGGUUGCUAUCAGAGAAGACAGUUGGCUGGAAAUGCGGUGUGCAUCCGACCUUUUCAGAGUAUCAUAACUGUAUACAAGACCUCGAUGUUGGGGAAGGGAGUGAGUACAGUCAGUACCACUUCAUGACCAUUUUGAGACACCCUGUGUUACGAUUUCUGAGCGAAUUUGAACAUGUUUCUAGAGGAGCUCAUUGGUCAGCGAUAAAAAAAUGUGGUGGGAAAAAAGUAACUGAUUCAGAAAUGCCACCUUGCUAUCCACGAUUUUACGAGGGUGAAUCGUGGCCUAAACUGACACUGAAUGAUUACCUUGCCUGCAAGAGCAAUUGGGCCAAGAACAGACAAGUCAUGUGGUUGGCUGAACUGGAGACGGCCGGUUGCUACAAUCCGAAUUUUGAAAAUCGAGACGCAUUACUACUAGCAAGUGCAAAGUGUAAUCUGGAGAAAUUAUCAUUUUUUGGACUCACAGAAUAUCAAAAAGAAACUGCUUUUAUGUUUGAGAAAGUUUUCAAUGUGACAUUUUCAGUGCCCCCGGAACAGUAUGAUAUGACUUUUCUACACAGCGCCCCCAUUCUGCGUGAUAUUUGGAAAGAAAGUGAUCUCUACGAAAGGAUCGUGGCUGUUAAUGAUCUAGACAUGCAACUAUACGAGCAUGCACUCAGACUGUUUGCGAGACGUGCCAAGACAUUUGGACUUAAUACGGACAUCCAAAAAGUUGACGAAAGUGUGAGAGAAAUUCACAACUUUAACAUUAAUAUGACAGCCAAGAAAUUCACCAAAGGAAUUUUUGAUAUAUCAGAACAUACAUGAUGAUCGAUCACCAUUAUUCAUUCUUGUUCAUAUUAUUUUAUAUUCUGCACAUUUCAAUCAUUUUAUUUUUUUUUGCUUGUCCCUAUCAUCACUCUGCUUGGCUUUUCUCCGAGCUUUCAUAACCCCAACUUUGAUCAUUGUAUCCCAAACAUUGUACAACCAGCA
Molecule: messenger RNA, 1493 nt
Organism: Halichondria panicea
Lineage: Eukaryota; Metazoa; Porifera; Demospongiae; Suberitida; Halichondriidae
Product: heparan-sulfate 6-O-sulfotransferase 1-like
Exons: 1
Coding region: 54-1328 (424 amino acids)
Cellular component (GO): membrane
Molecular function (GO): heparan sulfate 6-sulfotransferase activity
Source: RefSeq, a predicted model, not a curated record